AUGCCGAGCGCCCUUCUUAUUAAUCGUAUUAAGGACGACACGUCAAUGCGGCAACGACCAACUUGCUAUGUCGACUACUUCUCCCACGAUUGGCAUUACGAGGCCAUUCAGCGAUCCUGGAGCUAUAUCGUGGCAAAUACAAAAGAAUUCGAUAUGCAGCUCGAUUAG
This is a messenger RNA of Trichoderma asperellum CBS 433.97, 168 nucleotides long. Lineage: Eukaryota; Fungi; Ascomycota; Sordariomycetes; Hypocreales; Hypocreaceae. The record is from RefSeq and is a predicted model, not a curated record.